CUUCAGGUCACUGAGAAGCAAUAUUUAGAAAUUUGGCUCAUGCUGAGUUUCGGUCUUUUCGUUUCCCACUGUUCAGAAAAUUCUGAGGUCAGAGAUCUGAAUGCAGUCGAACUUCAAGAUGUUUUAAACACUAAUAUUUCUUCAACGUUUUAUCACACUAUCGAAACAAGCUAUUGGAAAGCUGCACGACUUUCCAGGGGAUGGAUUUCAAUAUUUAGUUCAUUUUUUGCAUUUAAUGAUCCAUUUGCAAAAAAUGCACAUCAAUUUCUAAUUCAAUCUAAUACAGGAUGCAACAUCCUUUUCUGCUCCGGCCAAAUACGCUCAUCAAGCGAUAUAACUCUUGCAAAACACUUUGACUCUGAGAAUAUCAGUAUUGGUCAGGUUCUACUAGAUGCAUUUUCUAAGGAAAAGAACGUAAAUGCUGUUGUUAAUUUAAUCAAUUCUUUGAUUGGUUCUUUUGUACUUAUAUUUGUUAGCGUCGAAUCACACAGGGUUUAUUUCACUCGAGAUCCAUUCGGUCGUCAUUCUCUUGUUGCCAGAAAGUUUUCAGGACUACCUAGUGAAUUAUUUUGUAUCGAUUCAGUUUCAAGUAUUGUUAUUCCAAGCCAGUCUUCUUUUCCGGAAAUUAGUUUGGAUUCCCUUGAAAAAGAUGCAAAGGAUUGGUUUGAAAUACCUGCUUGUGGAAUAUUUGUAUCGAAAAUCGUCUGUGACAAUGGGGAUGUUUUUCUCUCAGAUAUUAAUCUAUAUCCUUGGUCUGAACAACAUUUACUUCUGUGCCCUUCAAAUAUCCCAUUUAAAGUUAAUAGAGUUUUGAAUGUAAAUCAAACUCAUUGUAAUAGCCUUUCUACAAAUAUGUGUAUACCCACAACUUUAAAAGAAGUACAACAAAAGUUUUUGGAUUUAUUAUCUGCUGUUAUACACGAUUCAGUUAACUUUGACUUGCUAUAUGAUACAAAUUACUCUUUCAAUGUAUCUGAUGUAUUGGACGAUAAUCGGUCAGGUUCUUUAUUCGGUUUACUGUUUAGUGGCGGUCUAGACUCAUCAGUUAUCGCAGCAUUACUUGACAGAUUUGUUCCUGAUGACCAGUCCAUCGAUCUGAUUAAUGUCGCUUUCCAAAGGAGAUGUACUGGUGUUUCUGUUAACAAUAGUGAUUGCUUGGACAAAGACUGUCUAAUUUCCGCCGAGGAGGCCCCUGACAGACAAACUGCCCUGAAAAGUUAUGAAGAGUUGUGCCAAUUAUCUGCACGACGUAAAUGGAAUUUGAUAAAAAUUAAUGUAAAUGUCAGUGAGAUUUCAGAGGCCAGAGUUAAACAUGUAUGGCCAUUACUGCUCCCAGAACAUACAACUGUUUUAGAUGAUAGUCUAGGUUUAGCUCUUUGGUUUGCAGCCCGUGGAAAAGGUGUUUUACACAGUUCAAGUGAAUUCGAAGAGAAAUGCACUUCGUCAGCAAAGUUUCUGUUCCUCGGUUCUGGUAUAGAUGAACAAUUAGCUGGUUAUGCUCGUCAUCUAACAACAUAUAAGAAAUUCGGCCCAGAGGCACUACAAAACGAACUUUUAAAGGAAAUACUUUUUAUAUCUAAUCGUAACCUAGGAAGAGAUGACCGAAUAAUUUCCGCUCAUGGACGAAUGCCGCGUUUACCUUAUCUUGACGAAAGAAUUGUGAAUUUUUUGGCUAAAAUUCCUUUGGAAUUUAAAAUAAAUCCAGAUUUGCCUAAAGGUCAAGGAGAGAAAUUUUUGUUACGUCAAGUUGCUUCAAUGUUGAAUUUGAAUUAUGCAUCUAAACAACCGAAACGUGCAAUGCAAUUCGGCAGUCGUGUAGCUAAAGCUGAAGGAUCUAAACGUUUGAUUGGAUCAGCUGACCAAAUAAAGUUCGCAUAUCAGUCUGAAUCACAAAAUUUUUAGGCUAAAUCGUCAUGCUUAGUUUGGUAGAUUGUGAGGUUUUUCAGUAUUAAUGGAGUUCUCUUCUUCAGUCCAUCUUCACAAGAAUAUUGAUAUUGAAAUCUUUACUUUAAAAAACUCAUAUUCUGAGGACGGAUCAUCUACAAUCCAAACUGCUGUUUCUUUACUAUCAUGUGAAUAGAAGAUGAAUAUAAUCAGGCCAGAAAUAAUAAAUAAAUAAAUAACUCUUCCUGAACUCUUAGAAAUCAUAUUUAGAAGAUUGGACCAUUUUCCUUUCUAUACCUGUUCAUUAUAUUGUCCCUAUUG
Messenger RNA from Schistosoma intercalatum, 2205 nucleotides. Lineage: Eukaryota; Metazoa; Platyhelminthes; Trematoda; Strigeidida; Schistosomatidae. The record is from the annotation of a GenBank genome assembly.